AUGGCUCAGGUUCCGGUGCUUUCAGAUGUGCAGAGACCACAGCAGGUGCUGGCGCCGGCACCUGUGCGCGCAGGAGUCCACGUUUCUGGAAUUCGCCAAGAAUCCUCGCGCCAGCUGACACGUCACCGUGCUGAGCUGGCGGCGUUCUUCUACGUGGGCAUGAACACAUUCACGGACCGCGAGUGGGGCACGGGGCGCGAGGACCCGCGGCUGUUUGACCCGGCGGCGCUCAACGCGACGCAGUGGGUCGACACCGUCAAGGCCGCUGGCUUCCAGGUGUGCGCAACAUAA
Messenger RNA from Closterium sp. NIES-65, 291 nucleotides. NCBI's taxonomy places the organism in Eukaryota, Viridiplantae, Streptophyta, Zygnematophyceae, Desmidiales, Closteriaceae. The record is from the annotation of a GenBank genome assembly.